CACGCGGGUUUGUUAUGGUGGCAAGUUGGGAGUCGAAGGCAACAGGUAAAUCGGCCGGAACCAGGAACCGUCGUAUUCAGUAGGCCUACUCGUCGGUGGGACUUGGCGAGGGGAUUGAAGAGAAAAGGGUUGGUUGGCCCAAGGGACAGCACGCCGUAAAGCUCAGGAAAUGACCAAUCCCUCGCCCAGAGCGAGGUUGUAAUAAAGAUGCAGUGAUUUGCUUGGGCACUGACUGGGCUCUCAAGCUAGGCUGUGAGAAAUACAAAUUUUGACAGAACUUUGACAGAAUACGGAGUAAAAACCUUUGAGAUUCAAAUGGAGGAGGAAAAUUUGAUCGUGGAGAGAGUGGAUAAUGUUGAUGCGGAGAUUGAUAUGACUGAAAAGGAAAAAGAACGAUCCAGCUAUUUGAAGAUGCUGGGCAACAUCGCAAAUGACCUUGACAGUUUGAUGUGCGACCUCUACCACGUGGAGAAGGGCGAGGAACCGGAAGAAGAACCCGAGGGGGAGGAGCCUCUAAAACCUGUGGGCGUGGCUGGGGCGGAGCAAGGACGUGGUCUCCGAUCUAUCACGGUCAGUUCUGGCGAUACACUGGGCAAGGACUCGUUCUUUUCCUCCACCGUGACCACGAGCCACCACCAGCCAGGGCAGCCGACGAGUUCCAGCCACAGCCUGGCCAGCCUGACGGACGCCGAGCGCCAGGAAUGUGACUCCGUAGACAGUGGCCACGAUGGACGCACGCAGACCGGGCCCUCGCCUCUGGUGUUCGAACCCGGGCACUUUGGCACGCCGCGCAGGGGGCACUCUGCCCAGGGAUGAAAUUCCAUAUCAUUUGAGACUUCCAAGUGCCAUAUUGCAGGCACGGUCCACUCGGGAACUAGCAUCUUUGGAUAUGCUAGGCCAAGACUUCUGGGUGAGUCCAAUCUCUCGCAAGUCCCCAUCACCACAACCAAGCUUUGGUCUACUUCACAAAUCCUGCAGUGAACCAAUCAACAUUCAGCAUCCUAUACCAAGAAGCACAUCACAGGACAGUACGUCAUCACGUUCAGACUCUGACUUUUCCCACUUCAUGCGAGCCCGCAAUAAUAUAGAGGGCGCCCUACGGGGGCAGCCAAAGAAAUUUCUUACGCGUCCUGGUGAAGAUUCUCAAGGGAGUGUAGAGGUGAGUCUUCCAUCCCAACCGUGUUUGCCACCGCAACUCAAUUCAGCAUCAGGGACUACUCCAGGGAUAAGCGUCUCCAGAAAUAAAAACUCCAGUAGUUUACAGCAGAUUUCCUCAUCGAAUCAUCGUCAGUCCUUGCGGGUCGAAAGAAGCGUAAGCCACGAAUCUUGGCUUUUAGCCUCCAGUCCCACAUGCCUUCCACCUCAACCGGAGCUGCCUCUCAAAGCCGGGCAAUCAAAGCAAGCGGAGCUAAGCAGUGCAGAUAUUUAUAGCUCCAACCCCAGCAAUAUCCCAGUUGGUACGAGUUCGGGUCCCCCUCUUGGAGGAAGUUUAGGCCCGUUGCCAGCAGGUGCCUGGCAAGCACAAGGAAAGAGUCGUGCAUGGACACAUCCCAAGGUGGAAGCGCCAAAGGUUAAAUCUAACUUAUACUUCACCACGAACCUAGGCCUUAUGCAGGCGGCGGAGAGCAAUUAUUUCAGCUCUAGCUUGAGUGAUAGGCUCAGCGACUACGAGGACAUUUGGCGGAAUUCUAUCGCUGAGGUUGACCCCCGCACUGCGAUGGAACUUCGUGGGAACUGUGAGCGGGACAGCCAGACUUUUGAUAGCCACAGUAAGCCAAGCCAGAGUCAGAAUGGCUCAGGCAAGACUCGCAGAAAUAGUGCUGGCGUAAGCACGGUCCCACAGUCUGCUUGUGACGCCUCAGCGGUUACGAGUAAUCCCUCGGGGUUGUCUGCCCUGGAACAAGCACGGCAGAUCGCAGGUUCUGUCAGUGAUGAUGAGUGGCCCCCCUUGCCGGUGGCCCAUGUGAAAGGUAUCCAGCGAAUGGAAAAUGUGUUCUCUGACGAGCCUGUGCCCUUGACUGAAAACCCCUCCUUCUGCUCCACUUCUCAGGAGGGGAGAUUUGUUAGUGAGAAGUACAUUGGUAGUAUUCAAAUUCCUAAUGGAGCAUCUCAAGAAAUCAAAUUUGUCACUUCGCAUUCGGUCAAUAUUGGUAGGCCUCCUGUUGUGUCGCAACCCACCAGCCCACCGCCUCAGCCCACCUCAUCUAGUGUAGUAAGAAAUUCCACCACGCCUGUGCAAGAGUGCCGUCAGCUUUCUAAAUGUGUCUUCACCACCACCAUGUCUGUCAUAAUGUCUGAGGGCGGGUCCAGCGAACAGUCCAGCACGCCCACCCACAUAGAACAGUCGGCGAACAUCGACUCGAGCUUCGUGAUUCAGGAGGAGGAUACACGGAGGAAACAGACGGCGACUCCUCUCAGUGUGUUGGGGCGUUUGUCUCGGUUAAAGUCGUCGUCGGAGUCCUCUAUAGCUACGCUGUCCAGCCCGCUCUACGCUGAGCCGGCCGAUGCAGUGCGGCUGAGAGAUAAACACGGGAAGGCUGUGAACAUUCAGGUGAGGCGCCGGUCUGCGCCAAUAGCUCCGACUGACCCUGCAACUAGCAAGCAGAAGGUGUCUCAGAACCCCCAGCUGGAGACAAUAUUCUCUCCCGACCAACAAGACCAAACCCAAAAUAAAUUUACGUUCGAUAAUGUCCAAGCUCCUGUGGCCCUUUCCAGGAGCAUUAGCUUGCGAACAGGCCCCACCCACGAUAAGCCACAGCUUCAGAGAAAGCACAGCUGGCGGGACCGGCUGAACCGGCUGAAGCUGGGGACGAAAGCGCUGACCCAGAGGCUGAGCCCGACUUCCGACCUCAGCCACAGAAAACACUGGAAGCCUCCCAUGGCCAUCACGCUCGGCCUUGACCCUGCAAGUCUGAACGAGGACGUGGCGGGAGCAUUGACCGAGCCGAACACGCCCAGCCACACCAGUCUGUUCCCGGCCAAGUUCCCCGUGGGUCAGGGCGACCCCAGAGUCUCGGUGUUCUCCGAGUCCUCCACGGUGCAGGACAUGAUCUCCUGCGUGCACCCGGAGCUGUCGGUGCGGCCCAUCCCUGUGCGUCACUUGACGCCCCAGAGGGCGGGGCCUCCCUCGGAGUACGACAACCUCCACAUCUACAGGCAGUCCACCCACAGUAGUCAGGGUACAGUCUACUCCCCGCCCUGGGAGUCUGGCAAAGCCAACCAGCUGAUGCAGACAACGCCGUCGCCCACCCUGCCCCCGGCCAUGGACCUGCAGGAGCGCGUACAGCGCUGGCAGGAAGCCAACUCCAGCUACCAGGAAGGGGCGGGGAAGGGGAAUAUAAUGUCAGGGAUGGAUGUGCCCGCGUCUCCUAGGUCGGAGGUCAAGCGAUCAAACCGGCUGGACUCGGGAUCUUCGAUUGAUGGCCAUCAUCAGCAGCAGCACCAGCAACAAGGGAGGGAGAGAGCGGCUUCGAAAUCGUCAGAAUUAACCAGCAAAAGAUCUCAGCAUGAAUCUGAUCAUGUGGGAACAAACCUUACCAGCAACAUCAAUCACAGCAGCAGCAGCAGCUGCAACAACAACAACAAUAACACCGCCAUCCCCAACAACAACAACAACAACAACAACUGCAACACUGACACCAGCGGCAAGAACAAGCCGGCGCUGGAGAGGCUGUCCUCGAAGUGUCCCGACGUGGUGCACUGCCACAGCGUAGCCAACGACUCCAGCUCUCAGGCCGUCCAAUCCUCGUCGGAGCUGGCCGGGUACAGGAUUCCGGCCAUGGAACCAGACGAGACCGAGCAUGUGGAUCAGCAGCAGACUGGUGACCCGGAUACAAGAGGAAACACUCUGAACCCUGACUCACGGCGAAAUUCGAGCAGUAUGAAAAGUCCAGGAGCUAAGAUCAAAGAUUACAUCGUGAAACUUUCAUCAGACACACACACCACCUUUGGCAGCACCAUUGAGAACUUCAUCCAGUGCACGCUGGAGAGCCAAGAGACAAAUCCGCAGCAUGUCAUGAGAAAUGUUCGACAAUUCAUGAACGGGAUCAAGAACUACCUUGUGAAGCAUGGAGAAGGAGAGCUGGAGGACUUGAUUGAGCGGGAGAGAAGCAAGUUGAAAGUGAACGAGAUUCUCAACAUCGAUGCCAUCCUGGAGCAGUCUCUACAUGUGUGUGUCCUCCGACCGGUCAAGCACCAUCUGUACAGGUUGUUUGUGGACACCUACAGCAGAAAUGGAGCUCUUCAACAAUUAUCUGACAAUAUCAAAUAUGCCCGUUCACGAUCUUCUCAAGAGAUUGGUGUCAAGCCUGGACUCCAACUUCCCAGUGGUCAAGAUAUGGAAAGGAUCAAAAGACAACUGGAACUGAUGCAACGGGCUUAUUCGCCUUUACAGAAAUUGGAACAUCUGCUCAAGGCCACCUCCACCAUUUAUCAUUGUGUCCAAGGUAAAGUCCACCAGCUGCCCAGCCGGGGACCGUCCUCUUUAGGUGCUGAUGAUUUUCUCCCUGUUCUCAUCUACGUUAUCGUCCACUGUGGUCUGGUGGCCGCAGAGGUGGAGGCGGACUUCAUGUGGGGUCUGCUGCAGCCGUCGCUGUUGACCGGAGAAGGCGGAUACUAUUUGACCACUUUGUCUAGCGCUGUCCUGGUGUUGAAAAACUUUGCAGCCACUCAUCAGCAGACCAACACCAUGCAUAUAGAGGGUCACCUUCCAACCAUCUCAGACAUGCAAGGCUUCUUGAAGAUCGCCAUCCCGGACGAGGUGCAUGGCUCCAUCACGUGGAAGACACUUCCUGUCAGACCCAACAUGAACACACGGGAUGUCCGUGCUUUAAUUGCUCACAAGUUCAAGGUUACCAACCCACAAGAUUAUGGACUGUUUCUUCUCUGUGAUGGAGUAGAGAGCCAGCUGAAUGAGGCAGAUUGCCCACAGAUUGUCAAAGGAGACCACAAGCUUCAGCACAAGGAUUGCUACUUUGCUUUCAAGCGACUGGAUGCCAAUAUAGCAUGGCCACGGCAUGUGCAACAAAAGGACACCUGAGGCGAGAGUUGCACACAAGUAAGCAAACUAAGCACUCCCUCCCAUCUGCUUUGUGGUUUGGGAAUAACCAACAGAAUCCUUUUGUCCUGUUGGAUGACUCUCCACGCAAUACUCCACGCACAUGGAGAUGAGACAUAAUCUGAAGCCGUUGCAAGUGGAGACAGGGCUGGAAGAAGAGCUCUUUCCUGACGGUGGGACCCUGCCAUGCACUUCCAAUAGACUAACAGUUUUCAUUUGUUCUGUUUGUUUGAGUAAAGGGGAGCACACUGAUGCAGGAACAGUCAUGUGGUGUUGGGGAAGACUGAGACGGACAGAGAAACGACAGAGGGGAAAGAAAAGAAGGAGGUCGUACCAGUGAUGCCAUCCUACAACCUGCCAGUAGUUUUCUGGACAAAAGAAAAAGAAAAUUGGAAAAUAAGGCAGUUUUUUUUCUCUUUUUUUUUGUUUCUGAACGAAAGUUUGUUCCCAUUUGUUACUCAAAAUUUCCAGUCUUGAGCUUUGAGUUUGGCCCAGCACAGCAUUAUUCUCUGUGUACGGGUUGGUUGUGUCUUUUGGGUAAGGUUUAAUAUGUUUUGCUCAAAGACACAUCCAUGUGUCUGUCAAAUCAACCCUGUUUAAGUUUACAGUCGCCAUGAAAGGUGUUUCAAGACUGCUGGACUGAAAUGCUCAGAUGGCUACAAAAAUAAAUGAAGACCAACCAGAUCUUUCUGGUGUCAAGUUUCUGCAGUGCUGCACACUCACGUAAAUGAGCAUGUUCAGUCUUCAUACCAUUUUUUUUGUUUUAGUUGUUUUGUUUUUUUCACUGUAUGAGAUUGAAAACAUGGACUACUUAUUAUGAUUAUGAGGCUUCAUUCAUUAUAAAUUUAGGUACACAAGGAUCCAAAUUUAGAAGUCUAUAUUUCUCUGGGAGAUCAGAAACAAAAUUUUGUCUCUUUCAAUGUUGUUCUUGUCCUUAUCUGUUGUUUUUUGUAAUUGUAACACAAUGGUUUGUGCUCAUUUUAUGUAAACUAUAGCUCAACAACUCUUUUUAUAACAGCAUAUCCUCAGAAAGUCUGGUGUGAUUUCAGUUUUUGUUCAUACUCAUACAAUAAUGCAUUUCAUCACGUGUUUACUAGUCCUCAGCCAGUCAUGUCCAUGACAGGUUUUGAAGUUGUCAGAUAAUUCAUGACACCAUGGAUUUUUGUCGCUCAGUGUAUUCCGUGUCAUUGAAUGCUUGCUCAGCAUAGUACAUAAAUGUACAAUAACUUUCUCCUAGCCUUGGGAACAAUACUGUUAUGUAAAUGUUGUGAAGUCAGGUCUUUAGCCUGACUAAGUUCCUUUUUUACCAUAUGUAUUAUAGUGUAAAUAGGCACCAGUGUUACUUUGGAUCAAGUCUUUUACCGUGCGGAUGUCAAGAUAGAUAGCAACAGUACAACAGCAAUGUGUGAGCAUGUACUAAAUCAAAUGUUGUUUAGUAAUUUACACAUGGAUAUCUGGAUCAGUAGCACUGUGUUUACAUCAUGUAUGCCUUUCUGCUUUCAUUAGUGCUUGUUCACACUUUUUAAGAAUUCCUCCUGUCUUUUAAUGAUAUGUAUUAUCAAUUACGAUGUCUGAUUUUAUAUAGCAUAGAGUAUAUAAAGUCAAUGCAAUAUGUUCCAAUUUGCUUUUAGCUUUCUGGUUCCAUCCAUGGGGAUAGGCCUCUAGAUUGACAAGGGUUUUUGUUACAAUUGGUCACCAGUACUAUAAGAAAGUCUUGUGUACUGUACAUGAAGUGGAGACACAGCUUUCCUGUUUUUCAGUUUCUUCAAGAGAUGAAUUGUAAGAAUCGUGUGAGUUCUCUCACCAUCUGACAUUUGUCUUGUGCUGUGCGUCAGCUCCACCUGCCAUCGUGGAAGCCUUUGGCUGACUCUCAUUUUAAUAUAACAACAGCAGUUAUCUGAGAAGAUGUGAGUUGGCCUCUCUAUAUAUAUAUGUAAAUGUACAACUAUUUGGAAAUUGGAAUAAAGUAGUACAUACAACAUUACAACCAUGAGUUUAGAAAAUUUAAAGAAUAUAGGAGUUUGUAAUCUCAAACCAGAGUAGUAACAAUUCCCUGGUGAUUCGUUUGUAUCAGUUGAUUUUUAUGCUUUCGUGUGAAGAUCCAAGUUGUAUUUAGAAUAUUUUAUAUUCAUGCUUGAACUAGAAACAAGGAGAAACAGGACUAAGAAUAAUCCUAAUCAAAAAGCUGAAAUUGAAAACGGUUUCUGUGAAAUUCGUGGAUGAACUUGAUGAGAUCAGGGUCUGUUAAUUAUUGUGUCAUGGUUGAGACGUUUGAACUGCUCUUUUUAAAUGUGUGUGUCAUAUCUCUGUGAUUUUAUCAUGUGUGAUGAAUGUGUAAUUGCUAAGAAUUUGUGCCAUUUUUACUUUUACCCAAAUAUUCACAGCAUUUUUUUUUCUUCCCCACAACCAUCUAACAAUUUUGAGUUGAAAAUUGUGUAACAUGGAUAAGUCUUUUAACAUAUCUUCUUUUUCAGCGGACAGGAAAAAGGACUAUUUGUGCCAUGAAGUCACUGUCUGUAGAAUUUGGUGGUGACUUUACUGUAUUCUGCCUACGGUCUAGGGAAAGCCAUUCCUUUCUGUGACAAGCUUAUAUUAAUUAAGAGGAUUGGGCUUCUACUUCUAGGUAUUUGUACUUAUUAAUAAUGUGAAAUAAAAAUUGCUUGCUCUAUGCAUUUAUAUAAUGUA
Messenger RNA from Aplysia californica (California sea hare), 7741 nucleotides. RefSeq lists its product as uncharacterized. Gene Ontology annotation, molecular function: guanyl-nucleotide exchange factor activity; small GTPase binding. Gene Ontology annotation, cellular component: endocytic vesicle; cytosol. The record is from RefSeq and is a predicted model, not a curated record. Gene Ontology annotation, biological process: vesicle-mediated transport; signal transduction. NCBI's taxonomy places the organism in Eukaryota, Metazoa, Mollusca, Gastropoda, Aplysiida, Aplysiidae.